Molecule: messenger RNA, 456 nt
Organism: Plasmopara halstedii
Lineage: Eukaryota; Oomycota; Peronosporomycetes; Peronosporales; Peronosporaceae
Product: cmgc cdk protein kinase
Exons: 2
Coding region: 1-456 (151 amino acids)
Biological process (GO): regulation of gene expression; G1/S transition of mitotic cell cycle; protein phosphorylation
Cellular component (GO): cytoplasm; cyclin-dependent protein kinase holoenzyme complex; nucleus
Molecular function (GO): ATP binding; cyclin binding; cyclin-dependent protein serine/threonine kinase activity
Source: RefSeq, a predicted model, not a curated record
AUGGAUAGUGAUCUUGAGGCGUUAAUUGGAGCUACAGAGAGUGUCCCAAAUCUUGACAUAGCGCAAUUAAAAGCGUAUUCAAACAUGUUACUAUUAGGUGUAUUGAAUACUCGUGGUAUAUUACAUCGCGAUCUCAAGCCAAAUAACUUUUUACUAACAAAGAAAAUGAAUAUGGUUUCGAAGUUGACAUGUGCGGACGGAUCCUCAGACAUUGAUCAAACGAGUGAAAUCUUUGCUGUUUUAGGAUCUUCGAAUGAAAAUGGAUGGCAUGAUGCAGGAGAAUUACCACUUUAUCUUCGAUUUCAAGAUACAAAUCUAAUACCACUUGUGAAGCACUUUCCAAUGCUAUCGGCUGCUGUUGUGGAUUUGUUAUCACAGAUGCUGGAAUUAAAUCCAAAGAAACGGAUUUCUGUGAAAAUGGCGCUACAACAUCAAUUUUUUUCAAGAGGAGCCUAA